This is a messenger RNA of Danaus chrysippus (African queen), 297 nucleotides long. Lineage: Eukaryota; Metazoa; Arthropoda; Insecta; Lepidoptera; Nymphalidae. The record is from the annotation of a GenBank genome assembly.
AUGCGAAGUGGUGGAGUCAGUGCCACGUCUCGCCAGUGUAUACUGAAUGCCGUAAUGAGCAACCUCUCAGUUACAAGCUUGAUAAGAAUGAUAGUCGGCAGCCAGAGGUGUUGUGUAGAAGUGGCAUCCUUUUGCGAGCUGGUGAUUUCCUCAAAGGAAGCCGCCAGUCGGGAUAAGAAGUCAGUUUUGUCAGCUGACCCGGUCCUUAGGAAGAAGUUGGAAGAAAAACGCGGAAGUAAACUCGAACCUCUUUUACUAGCUACAGGGCUGAGUGGUCAUCAGCCCCUCCUCCACUAA